Messenger RNA from Ophidiomyces ophidiicola, 2043 nucleotides. RefSeq lists its product as uncharacterized. Gene Ontology annotation, biological process: cytoskeleton organization; cell surface receptor signaling pathway. NCBI's taxonomy places the organism in Eukaryota, Fungi, Ascomycota, Eurotiomycetes, Onygenales, Onygenaceae. The coding region runs from base 1 to 2043 and encodes 680 amino acids. The record is from RefSeq and is a predicted model, not a curated record. Gene Ontology annotation, molecular function: protein binding. The transcript is spliced from 6 exons. Gene Ontology annotation, cellular component: cytoplasm.
AUGGCCAACGCUUCAUUCCCCGCCGGCGGCGGUCCUCCGACAGGCUCCUUUACCCCGACCCCUAAUAGUAUCAUUUCCCAUCCGCGCCGGUCGUCGUACGCCUCAGUUGUCUCUGGCACCGCCACUGCACAGAUGCCCACAUGGUCUGGAGCUCUGCAAGGACUAGGAACCGCUACGCCCAGCAGCUCAUACCCUCCUCAAUACAAUCGGUUGCCCCGGCAAGGCUAUAGUGUCGAUCUGGGGAUGCAAAUGAACGGUGAUGGAAAUGGAGGAGAUGCCUGGAGAGCUUGCAUUCUCCCAGACUAUUCGCGACAAUACAUAAAAGCCUCGGCGCCUGACGUAGGAUGGCGGACCUUUGCGCAGAAAUCGAAUCAAUUUUUUACCCCGUCGUACCUCAAAAACUCGAAAUAUGUUGCUCGUCUUGCUGCUGCGAACAAGCCAAAGAAUUCGGCGUUCAAGGAUUCCUCUUUAACGCAUUCGCCGAACCCUUCCUCUCUACCCGCAAGCUCCAAUAAUGCCAACCUCCCUCGCAUAGCGCCAUCACACCGCGGGAUGACAUAUGAUAUCAUCGAGAACGAUUCAGGUGACGAGGAGAAACUAUCACCUUUACCUUCGAGGUGGAACGAGGCAGAUAAAUACAGCGGACUUGAUGUGCUGUCAGAUGGGAUGGAGGUCCGAUAUAUGGGUGCGGCGAAUAAACAGGAGCACGAAGCAGCUGCUGUUCGUGCUAAUUUUAUGAUGCCUCCGCAAUGCGGAAUAUAUUAUUUCGAAGUUACCAUACUGGCAAAAUCGUCAGACGGGAUGAUCGGUGUCGGAUUUUCCAACAAAGAUGCGUCUUUGGAGAGACUCCCAGGCUGGGAGCAAGUCUCAUGGGCGUACCAUGGAGAUGAUGGAAAGACGUUUUUUGGGGAUAAUCAGGGGCAGGGAAAGCCCUAUGGUCCCACAUUUGGAAUAGAAGACACGAUCGGCUGUGGAGUCAAUUUUGCAGCGGGUACAGCUUUCUUCACCAAAAACGGAAUAUUUCUAGGAAACGCGUUCCGCGACUUGGAAGCUCUCAAGGUUUUCCCAUCUAUUGGAAUGAAGAAGUAUCCUGGUUGUCACGUCAAAGCAAAUUUCGGGCAAAAUCCGUUUGUAUUUGAUAUUGAUGGAAUGAUGACUCAAGAGAGGCGGAGCAUCCAAGCAGAGAUAGAGGCUACUGAUGUUUCAACACUUAGUCCACCAUUAGACGAAAAGACGCUUCUUCAGGAGCUUAUUGCUCAAUUUUUUGCUCACGAUGGUUUUGUCGAGACGGCUCGAGCAUUCGCCGAGGAGGCAAGAGAUGAAGCAAAAUCACUAGAACAAAAUCGUGCUAAGUCUCUCAAAGACUAUCCUAUCGAAGAUGACGAUGAUGCUAUCAAUAGGCAAAGGAUACGCAAAGCAGUCAUUGAAGGGAACAUUGAUAGGGCACUGGAAUUAAUGAAUACCCAUUAUGGAAGUGUUUUAGACGACAAUCCCCAAUUGCAUUUUCGCCUUAAGUGUAGAAAGUUCAUUGAAAUGGUCCGUGGUUACUCGGAGAUUGAGAAAUUACAACCGGCAAAACGAACAUUUACGUCCAGAAACGAAGGUGUUGGUGACGUCUUCGCGCAGGAUAUGGAAUUGGACGAUCAGAUGCAAGAUGCUUCUGAUAAUGAAGAUAUGGACACGUCCGGACCAGGAUCUAAAGAUUUGUACCAUGCGAAAGCAGCGCUUGAGUAUGGACAGCAGUUGAAAGCAGAUUACAUGAACCACGACAAGAAGCAUUACGAGAAGCCAUUGAAUGAAAUCUUCUCGCUGGUUGCGUACUCAAAUCCAACUUCAUCACCCUACGGCCAUCUACUGGACUUCAGCGGACGCGUGGUGGUAGCAGAGGAACUCAAUGCUGCAAUUCUUGUGUCGCUUGGGAAAUCCUCUUUGGCUGCGUUGGAGCGGCUAUAUGCACAGACUGAAGUGCUUGUGAGCGAGCUCAGUGAGGAUGGUGGCGUAGGGGCGUUUAUCAAUGUUCACGACGACUAUUUAAUUGGGUAA